Messenger RNA from Prunus avium (sweet cherry), 2297 nucleotides. RefSeq lists its product as uncharacterized. Gene Ontology annotation, cellular component: membrane. NCBI's taxonomy places the organism in Eukaryota, Viridiplantae, Streptophyta, Magnoliopsida, Rosales, Rosaceae. Gene Ontology annotation, molecular function: protein binding. The record is from RefSeq and is a predicted model, not a curated record.
GAGUUUUUUAUAGGAGACGCACUGAGUUUCGUGCAAAACCCAUAUAAAUGGGCCAUGUACGGCGAGUGGGAACCCCUAAAAGACUUCUACAAGGAUAAUCCAGACGAAGUAUUUGGCCAAUUGACAACGAACAACGACACUGUACUACAUGUCGUAGCCGUUGCCGGACGCAACGACGUGCUUCAGUUUUUAAUUGAACUAAUAACAGACGCUGAGGACUUAGGCGAUGCGUUGACAAUCGAGAACAACUAUGGCAAUACCAUUCUGCAUGAGGUGGCUGCGUCUGGAAAUCUGGAGGCAGCAAAGCUCUUGAUGAGCGAGGAGAACAAAGUCAAGGAAAAGGAUCCUACAUAUGAAGGUAUGCUAGCGAUUCAGAACAGGUUAGGAGAGACCCCACUGUACAGGGCUGCUGCUUUCGGUCACACAAACUUGGUCCAAUAUUUGGCUUCCCAAGUAAAGCAGCAGCCGCAGCAGCAGCAGCAGCAGGAUAUAGAGCAGCAGCACCAGGAUAUUGAGAAACAGCAGGAUAUAGAGCAGCAGCAGGAGGCGGCUAUGGAGGACCAUUUCGACAGAGACCAUGAUAACAUGUCCAUUCUUCAGAUCGCAGUCAUUUGCCAACAUUUUGAGACUGCUCUUUGGUUACUAAAAGAGUACCCAGAUCUUGCGAAUAGAAAGGAAAGCAAUGGACUCACAAGUCUUCAAUUGCUAGCCCAAAUGCCAUCUGCCUUCGAACCCAAAUUUUUCAAAAGCAUAUGGAAGAUGCUCGUUUAUAAAUGGAUUUGCCCUUCUACUGAUGACAUGUUGAGCAGGAUCGAUCAGCCUUCCCAGUCUCGUUGUUCACAGGAUAUUACAAGAUGGCCACGAAUCCAAGAUAUGUUCAAUGAAAUGAAAAAUCACAAAUUUCUAUCGAGAUUCACUCGUUUGCUGGUGGAGAAGGACUAUUCAUGGGCGGUAAAUAUAAAACCCGAAGUCAACACAUUUACUCUGAUAUAUUCAAAAAAAUCAAAUGAUCCUCCACAAAGGGAAGAAAAUGCUCAAAUUUCUGAUUGUUGUUGCGACGAAGAAACCACUGAAUCUACCCUUAAGUAUACCCCAUUGCUUAUAGCAACAUGCAAGGGGAUAUCAAAAAUUGUGAAAAAGAUAUUGGUUUCUCACCCUCAAGCGGUGGAGGCGCACGAUCCUGUAUCUCAACAAAACAUUUUGCACAUGGCCAUUAAGUAUCGUCGGCUGGACAUCUUUAACAAUCUAGAAAAGAGCAAAUCUAUUGUGUCAAGGUUGUCUUACAGGAUUGAUAGUGAUGGGAACACCAUAUUGCACCACGCUGCACUUAAGAGUUCUUACUCUGUAGAAGCUCAACGCAUAAGUGGUCCUGCAUUUCAAUUGCAAGAAGAAUUGCGUUGGAUGACGCGUGUGGGAAAGAUAAUGCCACGUCAUUACGCCAUGCACCAGAACACUCAGGGUCUGACAGCGAAGGAGCUCUUCGAAUGUGAGCAUGAAAAGCUUCUUAAGUCGGCAAAAACAUGGAUAAAAGGGACGGCUCAGUCGUGCUCGACCGUGGCAGCUUUGGUGGCCACCGUGGCCUAUGCAGCCGCCUUUACAGCUCCCGGGGGUAAUAAUGACAGCGGGGUUCCUGUUCUCAGGAAUUCUCCUUUCUUUGCCGCAUUCACCGUUUCGGACACUGUCUCGCUCAUCUGCUCAUUGACUUCUUUGGGCACGUUUCUCUCUAUCCUGACGUCCCCAUUUGAGUACGAAAACUUUCACCGUUCUCUUCCCUUCAGGCUGCAUUUAGGAUUCGCCCUUCUCUUCUUCUCGCUGGUAGCCACCAUGCUCACCUUCACUGCUACUGUUGUGCUAUUGAUUCAUCAUCAAAGGACGUGGACAACGUCCCUCAUUUAUGUGGUUGCCCUUCUUCCAGUCUCUGUGUUUGGGCUCUCGCAGUUUCCUUUGUAUGAUGGAUUUCGCCAAAGUGUGAAAUACAUUUCAAAGACAAUUAGGGAGAUUAUAUCUAAAACCCUUAAAAAAGAAAAAGGAGGUGGGGAGAUUAUAUCUAAAAAAGAAAAAGGAGGCUGAUAUAUAUUAUAUUAAUGAGUGAUGAUUUGUGAGCUCUAUGUUGUAGCUCAAAAGGUCAGAAUAAGGGUGUUGCUAUAGCUCUCAGUUAAGGUUCCCUUUUCUUCCUUUGUGUGAUUGUGUUUUUUUUUCCCUCCUUUUAUGUGUAUUCCAGAAGAAGUUACAUCUUCGAAAUAAAGCGUAUGCUAAACAGUAUGUAUUGUUAAAAUCUGGAAAAUAUAGAGAGAACA